CGAUGUGGAUCAUCAAAAAGCUGACUGGGUUAGCAUCCACCAGCAAAUAUGCCAGCUGCUGAUUCCAAUCCGUACGUCCCUCCCUCCUCCCCUUACUGAAAAAGAAAGAAAACAUGGCAUGGAGCAGCUGGUGCAGAGGCAGAAAUACAUCAUCGAGCUCACGUACAGCACGGCCCAGGAGUUUGUUUGGGCUGGAAAGCACCGAGAAGCGAUCCCUGCGGCUCUGCAUGCGGUGCGUUUCGGUACCGAAGUGUAUGGCUCGAAUUCUGUGCAACUGGUGCCUGCUUAUCUGCUCUUGGCCGAGGCCUCGGCGGGUUCUGGGCAUCUUCCGGAGGCAUCCAAGUACCUCUCCCAAGCACAGUGGAUUGUCCUCAGCACUCCAGACUGCAGUGCUGCCAUUCGGUACAAGUUACAUCGCAGCCUGGGGCUUUUCUGUGCCGCCGAGGGAAACUUUGAACAGGCUUUGUAUCACCUGGCGAAUGAU
Molecule: messenger RNA, 484 nt
Organism: Pterocles gutturalis (yellow-throated sandgrouse)
Lineage: Eukaryota; Metazoa; Chordata; Aves; Pterocliformes; Pteroclidae
Product: zinc finger MYND domain-containing protein 12-like
Exons: 3
Molecular function (GO): protein binding
Source: RefSeq, a predicted model, not a curated record